This is a messenger RNA of Maudiozyma saulgeensis, 1449 nucleotides long. Lineage: Eukaryota; Fungi; Ascomycota; Saccharomycetes; Saccharomycetales; Saccharomycetaceae. The record is from the annotation of a GenBank genome assembly.
AUGCCUCUCCGUCAUCAACAUAUUGUGGGGAUACACUACGCUUUAGGUCCCAAGAUUGGUGAGGGUUCCUUUGGUGUCAUCUUCGAAGGUGAGAAUCUAUUAAACAAGGACGCUAGAGAACCGGUGGCUAUUAAAUUUGAACCAAGAAACUCGGAUGCACCACAAUUGAGAGAUGAGUUUAGAGCCUACAGGAUAUUGAAUGAUUGCCGUGGAAUACCGCAUGCUUAUUAUUAUGGACAAGAAGGGAUGCAUAAUGUUUUGGUUAUUGACCUUUUAGGUCCAUCAUUGGAGGAUUUAUUCGAAUGGUGUGGUCGCAAAUUUAGUGUGAAGACCACUUGUCUAUUAGCUAGACAAAUGAUCCAAAGAGUAAGAACCAUCCAUGAACAUGAUUUAAUAUAUAGAGAUAUUAAACCUGAUAAUUUUUUAGUGUCUGAAUUUCAAUUGAAUCAUUCAUCGUCGUCGUCAUCAUCGUCAUCAUCAUCAUCGUCAUCAUCACAUCCACAACGAUAUGUUACCUCUAGUGCUGAAGGUGAUCCAAAUUUAAUAUAUAUGGUUGAUUUCGGAAUGGCUAAACAAUAUCGUGAUCCAAGAACUAAACAACAUAUACCAUAUCGAGAAAGAAAAUCAUUGAGUGGGACGGCUAGAUAUAUGUCAAUAAAUACACAUUUUGGUAGAGAACAAUCACGAAGAGAUGAUUUAGAAUCAUUAGGACAUGUAUUUUUUUAUUUCUUAAGAGGAUCAUUACCAUGGCAAGGUUUAAAAGCGCCAAAUAACAAAUUAAAAUAUGAAAAGAUUGGUUUAACAAAACAAAAAUUGGAUCCUAAUGAUCUUUUAAUGAAUGGUGCUAUACCGGAACAAUUUGCCACAUAUUUAAAAUAUGCAAGAUCAUUAAAAUUCGAAGAGGAACCUGAUUAUGAUUAUUUAAUUGGACUUAUUGAAGACGUAUUAACACAAUGGAAUUUAAAGGAUGAUAAUCAUUAUGAUUGGAUGGAUCUUAAUCAUGGUGAAGGCUGGAAUAUCUUGGUUAACAAAAGAGCAAACUUACAUGGAUAUGGUAAUGCUACGCCGCGGAACCAUACUAAUACCAACAACAACAACAACAAUAAUAAUAGUAAUAAUCGUCAAGAUACAUCUCAUCAUAAUGAUACAUCUAAAUUGAAUAGGAUAUCACAAACAAGUCGCUCGAAGAACAAUCUCAACAAUAAUAAUAAUAGAAGAGCCGAAACACCAACAACAAGUAGGCCUAUACGUCAUACCAAUUAUGAUUCUAUGGGCACACGUUAUUACAACGGAAAUCAAUCAAAUAGAUUAGAGAACCGCCAUGAUAACUAUUAUCAUGAACAACAGCAGAGAGAAGGUAGUCCCGAUGAUAGCAUGUCAAUAGAUGAUCGUCAUGGGAAUAUACUGACACGGUUUAUUACAGGUAUAUGUUGCUGCUGUUGCCGUUAG